Molecule: messenger RNA, 2627 nt
Organism: Drosophila subobscura
Lineage: Eukaryota; Metazoa; Arthropoda; Insecta; Diptera; Drosophilidae
Product: ATP-dependent RNA helicase DDX24
Cellular component (GO): nucleolus
Molecular function (GO): ATP binding; nucleic acid binding; RNA helicase activity
Source: RefSeq, a predicted model, not a curated record
CUGAUCUGCAUAACAACCCUGUCGAAUGUCAACAAACAAAUACACGCGGUCAGCGGCAUAAUUUUGAUUUUGAUUUCAUUUUGAAUUAAUUUAAUUAAAAAUGGUAUCCAGCAAGCCCAAAUCAGCGAAAGUAGCAAAGAAAAUCAAGAAAGGCAGCAAGGAGUGCAAAACGGACAAGGCAGAGAACUGGCAGAAGGUGAAAAUCAAGGGCCACGUGAUUUCCGAUGACUUUGGCGGCUACGAAGGUUUGAUUGGAUUGGAGGUUCUCGAGGAUUACGAUGCAGAGCUGGUAAAGUCCUCAAAGAAGCGAGCAUCCAAAAGAAACGUUAAAAAAGACAAGGUGAAGAGUAAAAAGAAGAAAGUAUCCAAGUCUGAGGCGGAGCAGGAGGAGGAUGCGGCCAGUGAGAGCUCCAGCGAGUCGGAGAGCGAGGAGGAGCUGCUGUUCACGGCCAAGUCCACCAGAAAGGCGCGUCUGGCCGAACGUCAUGCACAGAAACUAGAGAAACUAAAAGAAAAGCGAGAGAAGCGUAAGGAGAAGCGAAAGGAGAAAAAGGAAAGUGUGGAAGAGGAAGAAGCCGCCUCGGAGUCGGACGACAACGACAAUGAAAGCAAUCCAUCAGGGCAGUAUGUGCGAUUGAGGCCUCAACAAUCGGACGAGGAAGAGACUGAGCCAGCGGAGGCAGAGGAUGAGCCCUCGAGUGAUGAGGAAGAGCCUCAGCUAUUGCCUGCCUCGACAGAGUACGAGGAUGAACUCUCCGCCUGGAAUGGGCUGGGUGUGCCAUCAAACGUUCUGCGCGCCCUGGCCGAGCAGGGCUUCAAGGAACCCACGCAAAUUCAAUCGAUGACCCUGCCAGCUGCCAUCCACGGCAAAAAAGAUAUCCUGGGAGCGGCGGAAACGGGCAGCGGCAAGACCCUGGCCUUUGGCAUUCCCAUGCUGGCUGGCAUCAUGGAGCUGAAGCAACGGAAUGUUAGUUCCGGCAUUCGCAAGGCACCCAAAGUGAAGGGUGCGCCAAUAGCUCCACCAGCCGAAGAUGAGCAUGAGCUGACACCGCCGCCGGAUGAGCUGGAUCAUGUUUCGGGUGCCAGCGAUGAGGAAAGCGACGCCGAGGAGCGGUCAAAGCGCAAGCAAACUCCACUGUAUGGCCUGGUGCUGACACCCACUCGUGAGCUGGCUGUGCAGGUGAAGAAUCAUCUGGUUUCGGCUGCCAAAUACACAGGAAUCAAAGUUGCUGCCAUCUUCGGGGGUCUGGCCGUGGCCAAGCAGGAGCGUGUGCUGCGCCAGUGUCCGGAGAUUGUUGUGGCCACACCCGGCCGCCUCUGGGAACUGUUUGCGCAGGGCAAUCAGCACCUCAACAAACUGGAUGACUUGAGUUUCCUGGUGAUCGAUGAAACGGAUCGCAUGGUGGAGAAGGGUCACUUCGAGGAGCUUAGGAGUCUGCUCAAGGUGCUCAAUGCAGACGAGCAGAAGAAGCAGCAACGCCAGAACUUUGUUUUCUCCGCCACGUUGACUUUGGUGCAUGAUCUGCCCGAUCAUAUGCAGAAGCGCAAUGUGGGCAAGCGUCCGAAGUUUGUGAAGCAAACGGUGGAUCAGAAGAUAGAGAGCCUCAUUGAGGAGCUGGGCAUAUCACAGCCCAAGAUUGUGGACAUAACCAGCACGCAACAAACCGCUCAAACGCUGACCGAAAGCCGUUUGCUGUGUCCUAUCGAUCAGAAGGAUUUCUAUCUCUAUUACUUCAUUCAGCGGCAUCCCGGCCGCACCAUUGUUUGCAACUCCAUAGACUGUGUGCGGCGUCUGGCCACGCUCUUUGGCCUGCUGGAUUGCAGUCCGCUGCCGCUCCAUGCCAAUAUGAUACAGAAGCAGCGCCUGAAGAACCUCGAACGCUUCCGUGACUGUCCCACAGGGCUGCUAAUCGCCACAGAUGUCGCCGCUCGAGGCCUGGACAUACCCAAUGUGGAGCACGUGAUUCACUAUCAGGUGCCACGCACCAGCGAGAAUUACGUGCAUCGCUCGGGCCGCACUGCUCGUGCGAAUAAGCAUGGCAUAACCGUCAUGUUCAUGGAGCCUGGCGAGGUCCGCAGCUACGUGAAGCUCUACAAAACUCUGGAGAGGACUGAGGAUUUGCCACUAUUUCCCAUCUCGGAGCGUUUCCUAAGCGGUGUCAGGGAGCGUGUGAACCUGGCGCGGGAUCUGGACAAGGAGGAACUGAAACUAAAGCGCGUGCAGAGCGAACGCGGCUGGAUGAAGAAGCAUGCCGAGGAAAUGGACAUGAUCAUUGAUGGCUACAACGAUGAGUCUGGCAGCGACCAAGAUGAGGAUCCCUUUGUGAUAGAGCGACGUCGCAAUCGCCUGCACGUGGAAACAGUGCGUGCGCAGCUGCAUUCUCUGCUGGCUCAACCACUCUUCCCCAGAGGCUUUAGCUUCAAGUAUCCCAACAGCGAGAACGCAGAUGUCAACACAAGUCACACCACAAGCGCCGUGGAGACCAUGAAAGCGGCCAUCGUGGACCAGAAGCUGGCUAAAAAGCAGCGAAACAAACGGAAACGAAAUGCCUAAAUGAAAUUUAAUUUACUAAAGAGAAGAUGCACAGCGGAUUGUAAGAAUAAAGUUGCAGGAUAAGUUGAGCCAA